This is a messenger RNA of Phaeodactylum tricornutum CCAP 1055/1, 513 nucleotides long. RefSeq lists its product with no specific name. The record is from RefSeq and is a predicted model, not a curated record. Lineage: Eukaryota; Bacillariophyta; Bacillariophyceae; Surirellales; Neidiaceae. The annotation marks the transcript as partial. The transcript has a single exon.
AACUCAACGUACGGAAGUCACGACUACUGGGAAGAUCGUUUUGAAAACGAAGACAGUUUUGAAUGGCUGCUCUCUUACGAACAACUUGCAGCCCAAAUUGAACCCCAUCUCCUGCCGGUCAGUCGCAUUCUCGUCGUCGGGUGCGGCAACGCUCCAUUUUCCGCCGACCUCUACGAUGCCGGAUAUCACAAUAUUGUCAACGUAGACUAUUCCGAAACGGUAAUUGCCAAUAUGCAACAAAGGCACCUAACGGAGCGCCUCCAAAUGGAAUGGCUUGUCAUGGACAUGACAGAUCUGUCGGCAUUGAUGGACGCCAGUUUCGAUGUCGUAAUCGACAAGGCUGCCAUGGAUGCUAUCAUGACCAAAGAAAGCGAUGUUUGGAAUCCCGAUGCUUCUGUAGUACGAGCUAGUCGUGACAUGUGUCGACAUAUCUCACGAAUCCUCCGACCGGACGGCGGUGUAUUUCUACAAAUCAGCUUGGCACAACCACAUUUUCGCAAACGGUAUCUUUUG